Molecule: messenger RNA, 1176 nt
Organism: Prorocentrum cordatum
Lineage: Eukaryota; Dinophyceae; Prorocentrales; Prorocentraceae
Source: the annotation of a GenBank genome assembly
GCGUCGGAAGCUAGGAGUAUCGCACCUUCAGAUGCAGAAGGACAUGAGCAACUCUUUCCCGUCCACUAGUCAUGGUACAUUGGCUGAAGUUGUUGGCGCUACCAUCCCCGACCUUCAGGAUCAGCAGCUUCUCUUACAGAGGCACAGACAAGCAGUGAUGGAGGUUCGAACAGGAAACGAGACCGCCUACUAUGUUCCUCGGCGCGGCGCUGGCAUGGGCGACGGCAAUGCGCGUGAGCUGCUUGUGGGGUCGUUUGCGCGGCCGCUGGUGGGCUGGAACCGCGCGCCGCAGACCACUCACUCGGACUCCCUGCGGAUUGGCGAGACCGAGGUGCCGCUCAUUGAGGCGUCGACGCUGAUCGAGUGCCCGUGCGCCAAGCAGCUCAUUGACUUAUCUAUGAGAGACUGCGCUGGUGCUGUCUCUCGGACUCAUCCGCUUCCUGACGACAACCCGUUCCGUGCCGCGGCCCUCGCCUCCGCCUCCAACGCCUUCCUCAAUAACAAGUUAUCCGAGCAGGGGGGCUUCGCCCAGAACGCCGACAAAGAGGUGGUCCUCCCCGUCUUCGUGGGCUCUGGAGGGUACACUGCGACGAGGGCCGUCCUGUCUGGGACCAUCUUGAGGUUUCCUGGAGUUCCGCGGGCCCAGACGGAGUAUCUUGGGAGCGUUGAACAACUCACGGGGGGCUGCGGGGCUGAGAUCAGAGCUCGAGGGGAUGCGACCCGUUCGGCCCGGUGUAAGCUAGGUAGGUUCUGGAAGCAGCACGCGGCCCUCGAGCUUAAGCGCAUGGCCUUCUUGGGGGUUCUCCACAGCGCGGCCUACUCGGGCCUUGAGACGUACAUCUUAGGGAAAAUUGACUACAACAGGCUCGACAAGGUCAUCUUGGGGUUCGCUAAGGUGGCCCUACGUGGCGUCGCUCGUAGGGUGGAGAAGGAGAACAUGAACGAGUUAGGACACCUAUGGCUUGGAUGCUCCAUAGGCGCUUGCGCAUUGCAGAUGCACGUGCGGAGUUGCUGGUCAGACGCAUUCGAUACUGGCAGGACCUUGCGCGCUACCCUGAGGCAGUUCCUCGACCAGGGCCACUCGGUUAGGGACAUCUUUACCGAGUAUAGGAUCGCCACGGCGUUUGGCAGCAUCGACCCCAAGGGACUCCGCAGGGCCUACUGGGAGCACCUGGG